AUGCCACAAAAAUUCACAUCGACAUGCACCGGGCCUACCCUGCUCGAGUACUUCAUAUCUCGCGGAGCAGACCUUCUCGCCGUGGACAACUACGGCCAGAAUGCCCUUCACAACAUGCUAGCACCUAUCGACCGCAUUUCCUAUGGCCCUGUCCCGAUCAUUGAUGCCUCCCGAAAAUACUUAGUCCAGAAUUGUCCUAGCUUGCUGGAUCAGCCCGACAAUGCCGGAAUCUUCCCGAUACACUACGCACUUCGGAGAAUGGAUGACUUUUCCCACCAAGUACCUAGGCCAAUGCUCUAUUAUGAAAGAGCCGUUUAUGAACUGUUAGCCGCCAACGCAGAUCCAUUCGUUCGCGAUAGCCGCGGCAAUACCGUUCUCCAUUACCUUGCUGCGGGCAGGCUCGGUGAAGGUGGACACCCAGGUGAUGAGCAAAGGCGUCUGCUUGCAGUGUUCCUCGAGCGCGGAGUUGACCCCAAAAUUCGCAAUGCAGCCGGCGUCACUGCAUUGGAAUUGGUCUUCAUGAAAAAGGCCUUGUAUGAAAUGGACUACGAUUACGACCAAUUCUAUGCUAUUGGCAAAGAAGUCGUCGAUGCAUUUGAGCAAAAGGGCUAUGUCUUGACAGACACCAACACCACUGGCGAGACACUCUUGCAUUUGGUGGCUGAAUCGGAUUCGAGUCGAUCAGUUCCAUGGUUUGAGCUUCUUAAAGAGAAGGGCCUUGAUCCUGAGGCAAAAGACAAUAAUGGAGUUACUCCGCUGGAAAGUGCGAAACGGAACCACUCACUGAGGCAAUACAAAUAA
This is a messenger RNA of Penicillium canariense, 801 nucleotides long. Its product is annotated as ankyrin repeat domain-containing protein. Gene Ontology annotation, cellular component: ciliary inversin compartment. The transcript has a single exon. Gene Ontology annotation, biological process: protein localization to ciliary inversin compartment. The coding region runs from base 1 to 801 and encodes 266 amino acids. NCBI's taxonomy places the organism in Eukaryota, Fungi, Ascomycota, Eurotiomycetes, Eurotiales, Aspergillaceae. The record is from RefSeq and is a predicted model, not a curated record.